Pyricularia oryzae 70-15 is the source of this 507-nucleotide messenger RNA. RefSeq lists its product as uncharacterized. The transcript is spliced from 2 exons. The coding region runs from base 1 to 507 and encodes 168 amino acids. Lineage: Eukaryota; Fungi; Ascomycota; Sordariomycetes; Magnaporthales; Pyriculariaceae. The record is from RefSeq and is a predicted model, not a curated record.
AUGCCGGUAAUGAAGAGCCAACUUCCAAAAAUUCCCAUGGUCUUCGCCAUUGUCAUGGCCGUCAUCGCCAUUGGCAACGGCGCACCCACACCUAUCAAGGCUUUGGCUGUCCGUGACGGCCCCGAACUUGACAUCAUGCGCGCGGCGGUUCACGCAGAGCUCUUCCCAACAAUCAUCGAGACACAUAUAAUUUUGGCUAACGUGGUUCAUCAGGACCCCGGACAUAUCAGGACCCCGGACACUUUUCCUGCACAAUACUACUUCCAAUUUCAAUUGCAACGCCAGCGUUGUUCAAUUUACCUCAAUGCAAUCGGAUAUAUGUACAUCAGACAUUUCUGCAUCCUCCUGACAGUUUGGUGGAGGACCUCGAAUUUGCCCCGGCCAACAGUCGGCACUGACCAAACCUGCGUACGUGGUCGUGAGGCUGUUGCAACGGUUCGACCGGAUAGAAAGCUGGGAUUCAGAGCAGAAUGCGAAGCACAAUGCGACGGCCACAAUGUGCUCUGA